Fopius arisanus is the source of this 3452-nucleotide messenger RNA. It is a transcript of the gene Reps, whose product is annotated as RALBP1 associated Eps domain containing. The transcript is spliced from 4 exons. Gene Ontology annotation, biological process: clathrin-dependent synaptic vesicle endocytosis; endosomal transport. Gene Ontology annotation, cellular component: cytoplasm; intracellular vesicle; presynaptic membrane. The record is from RefSeq and is a predicted model, not a curated record. Gene Ontology annotation, molecular function: protein binding; molecular adaptor activity; calcium ion binding. The coding region runs from base 535 to 2415 and encodes 626 amino acids. NCBI's taxonomy places the organism in Eukaryota, Metazoa, Arthropoda, Insecta, Hymenoptera, Braconidae.
UUCCAAUUUCAUAUGCACAAUCAACAAUCGCGAAUAAAUGCCUCAAAAAUUCUCGGCAAUUAAUAAAAAUACUGACAUCAACACACAUAAAUGUCACAGAUAAUUUUUCACACUAUCUAUCACUCAAAUUUUCACUGUCCACCUCCAAAAAAAAUGCAAAAUGUCUAAUAAAAGAAACAACGAUAAAUUUCACGAAAAAUCUGAAACUUCAUUCCCCACUUCAUCCAGAUGUCGCCAUAAAAUGGAGUAGUGUAAAAAAAAAUGGCGGCGGUGUAGUCCCUUUGGUUCCCGGACCCUCCACAAAAUCUGAAAAUCGAAAAAUCCCCCGAAAAAAGAUAAAAAUCAUACGACUAGAUUUUACAUCAUUCGAAAUUAUAAAUUACAAAUGAAAUAAUAGAGACCAAUAAAAACCCGACGAAUCCAUUGCAAUCCGGAUAUAACUGAUCAACUCCCUGUGAUUAUCCUCCCCCAUAAAUAGUGAUAAACCCCAGGGAGCGAUCACUAAUAAAAAAAAAAGUGUAUUUGAACUAAAAAAUGAAUUGGGAACUGAUAUCCGAAGUGAAUGAUCAGCUGAGUGAGACCGAGCUCCGUUAUUACAACGACAUAUACGUCUACUGUUGUGACAGUUCUGAUCCAGAGAAUGUUCCAGUGUUGACAGCUGCUGAACUCUAUCGUUCCGCAAAUUUGCCACGUGAAGUAACAUUGAAAAUCCUAGAAAUAUGUUCAGGUCCAAAGUCAAAUAUUCAUAUGGGACGUAAGCAGUUUUACUGUUCCUUGAAAUUAGUGGCAGCUCAUCAAUCAGGUAUCGACAUAAAUAGAGACCUAACGACAGACACGUUGAGCAUGAUAAUGGCAUUGCCUAGAUUUUCAUGGCCAACAUCAGGUGACGAGGAUUCAAAGAGUCAGAAAAUAAUGUCAAGAUUACCUGAGAGUACAACUGAGAGUGAGAGUGAUGCUGAGUCCCCAAGAGAGACUGGAGGUAGUACAGAUUCACCAACUCCAACGAACAGUGUCACCCAGGAAAGAAUCGAUGGACUAUUGGGCUCAGAGACUAUUUUGGAUUCAGCAUCGGGUAGUUGGCAGGGUCUCUUGGUAUCUGAGGAGCAGAGACAGCUCUUGGGUACUGAGGAGGAGAGCUCAGAGAGACACAGCAGUGAUGAUGAUGGCGCGAGUUUUCCACCUGAUGAAGUUUGGGUGAUAAGCGACGAGCAGAGGGAAUAUUAUGCAGCUCAAUUUGGCAGAUUACAGCCUGAUCCUGAUGGCCUGCUGGCUGGACCAGUUGCCAGGACAUUUUUUGAAAAAUCGAGACUACCAGUGGCCGAGUUGAGACGCAUUUGGCAGCUUGCCGAUGUCACCAGAGAUGGUGCAUUGUCAUUACCUGAAUUUUAUGUGGCUAUGCAUCUUGUUGUAUUGAGGAGAAAUCAUGUUCCACUUCCUGAUGUUUUACCAGUGAGUUUAGCUAUUUCGUUGGGUGCUGUAGGGGCUAGUGUUGGAGCGCCACCACCGCCACCACCACCACCACCUCCACCAACUCCACCAGAAAGUGUCAAGACUGAGGGUGAUGUUGUUGCUGGCAUUCAGACUGGAGAGAAGAGUAAAGAGUGGACCAAAUUUGUAGACUCACCCACUGGGAGUGGAUCUCUCACUAGUCCUGGGCCUAAACCUGUUAAUUUUGAUUUUCAAAAAAGUGCAGUGGAGAGGGAUCCCAAGAUUUUACAUCCUGUGCCAUUGAGACUGACACCUGAGGCAGCGAUUUUGGCGUCUGGAGCUAAUGGGAGCAAUGGCGGAGUCAUUGGGGAUGAGGAUGUGCUGGGGGUUGGAUUGGUGCAGAGGGUUGCAGGAAAAAAAAUAGAGGAGGGAAUCGUUGUGACACCCAAAAAGGAUCCACCACCACCACCACCACCUAGGCCCUACCGGACGCACACCAGGAGUUCUAGUCUUGAUCUUAAUAAAUUAGGUAAAAAUGGACAGAAUUUUCUGGGAGCACCGCCAUCAGUUCCGCCGAGAGUUUCACCGGGAUCUAGCUCACCAAGGAAACUAGUUGGCCAAAAAAGCGAAUGUGACAAUCACAGGACGGUCAGCGAGAGUCAAGGAUUCGUCGCUGAUUUUUCACACUUCUCACCAAAAGGUGAUGACAAUACUGGUAACGUGGAAAGUGGGACUACAUCCCAGAGUCAACAGUUUGCUGGACACUGCGGUGCAUUUCAUAUCUAUAGGAAGCCUAGUCCAAAACGUGGUGAAGGAGAAGAUGAGACUGGAAAAGAUGAUACUGAUAGCAGCAAACAAUUAACCCUCGAAGAACUGCGUGAAAAAAAUGCAGAAUUACGUUCAGUUUGUGAAGAAUUGACUCGUGAAUUAGCUAGUGCACUUCAAGAGAGAAUUAAUCUACGUGCAAAACUACUUCUCAUAACCUGAUCAACAUUUAUACACCCAUGUAUUCAUCACAGUGCUCGUUCCCUAUCCUCCUAAUUUCGUUCUUUUCUCUACUCCCGAUUUUCCCUUUCGGAAAUUUCAAAAUAUAAUCAAUUAUUGUAUUCUUUUUUUUUAUUUAUUUACACAUGAAGGAGGGAUUUUUCCUCCAGUUAUUAUUUUGACACUAGAAUUUUCUGGAUAAUCCACUGUUCUGCCAACUCACGUUCCGAUUGAAGACUAAUAUAUCAGAUUAAUGAAGGAAGAAAUAAAGCCUACGAAAUGUAUAUUGGAAUUAUAUCAACUAAUGGCUGUGUUUAACAUCUAAACAUUCUUUAGAAUGAAUUAUUUUUUGAUAAGUGCAGUUUUUAUUGGUUUCAAUCUCGCUAAUAAAAAAUUGAUGCAAUUUAUGAAUCCAUACUAUUAUUUCAAUAUCGUCUUCAAUAGUCCAUUAAAAAUCAUGUGAUAAUGAUGGAAUAUUCUUUCUAAGAUAUGUUUGGAUUGACCACAGCCCAGUCUCGAUUUUUUGGCUCAACAAAUUAGGGAAAACUGUAAUUGAGCCAAAGGGCAAAAAUGUAUUUUCGUAAUUCUUAUUACCAGUGUAUAAUACCAAUCAAAAGCAAAACUUAUUUAUUCGUUGUAACACUGACAAAAAAAAGUAACAAGUUUGAUGAAAGAAAAUAAUUUACAAAGCAAAAGUAUUGAUAUUUGCUGUGUUAUCGAACAAUGAGAAUGAAAUAAUUAUUUAAUUAUCGCAUUCUUUUAACUGUUCAAAUGCGACUGGAAUAUAUGUAUAUAACUAUUAGAGAUGGAAAGAAAAAGAUAUUAGGGAUGAAAAUAUGUUCGGGAGUGAAGGAAUUUGCUUUCUGUAUGGCAAUGAUCAGCCAAUGAAUAAAUAAUGAAUAAACAGCUUUCUCUACAUAGACAAGUAGAUAAAAAAAACCUGAAUUGAAUUGAACAGUUAUCUACAAUUGAAAGAAUUUUUUGUGAUAAAAAUGAGAGGAGAAAUAAAUAUAACAAGAAUAAAACCAUGAUUACACCGA